Messenger RNA from Nerophis lumbriciformis (worm pipefish), 1443 nucleotides. Lineage: Eukaryota; Metazoa; Chordata; Actinopteri; Syngnathiformes; Syngnathidae. The record is from RefSeq and is a predicted model, not a curated record.
AUGGGACUUUGCCAAGGAGAGAACGUGUCCGCGCGUUGCCAAAAAAGUUUGCCGUGGAUCGUGCUGGUGCUCUGGCUGUGCGCGCCCGCUGACGGGACCUGGAAGACUGGACUUUACAAAACCAGAGAGCAAGCUGCAGCCUCUCAUACCUCCAUCUAUCAAAAGAGAAACUGGUGUCCUCAUACAGUCACAAGGACAGUGACUUGCCAGGUGCAGAAUGGAACAGUGGUGCAAAGAGUCUACCAGACGUGCCGCUGGCCACAGGGAUGUACUGGCGGCAGCUAUAGGACAGUUGUUAGACCUUCCUACAAAACAGUGUACCGCACUGUGACCUCACUGGAGUGGAAAUGCUGUCCAGGGUUUAGUGGGACUGCCUGUGAAGAAGAUACUGGAAAACACAAGGUGGCUCAGGAGGCAAUAAGAAAACCAUCCACACUGCGUCGCCCAUCUGCACACGGUGGGGAGCCCAAUUCAUACUGCCUCAACUGCAGUCGGAUCACUGCAAUGAAUGAUAGGCUGAAUUCGCUGGAGACUAAGGUCCAAGUACUCACUGCCUUGCCGUCCGUAUCUCAACGCCAACCUCUGUCCAGAGGAAAAGGUACACCUGAGGCUGCCUUAUUGUUGGGCGCAGCUCCUGCUAAAGGGGCUCCGGGUGAACAGGGACCUGCUGGUCCUCAGGGUGAAAGAGGCAACGAUGGUCUUCCAGGCAGAGAUGGGAAAGCAGGAUCUCGAGGCUUGCCAGGUCCCAGUGGACCCCGGGGUGACGCGGGUGCAAGGGGCCCACCUGGAAGUCCUGGUUUGAAGGGAAUCUCAGGACCUGUAGGUCCCCGGGGACCCCCGGGCCUCCCAGGAGAGAGAGGUCUUCCAGGUCCUCCCGGGCCUCCAGGACCACCUGCUCCUUCUAGUGCCCGCAUCCCUGCACCAGACAAUCAAGGAAAGGACCACUUCUUCACCAACACUUUCCAUGAUUCAAGACCAGGACCUCAGGGUCCCCCUGGACCAAUUGGUCCCACCGGUCCAAAAGGACCAGCAGGACCUCCUGGCCCACAGGGGCAGAAUGGUAAACCUGGGAUUCCUGGCGCACAAGGUCCUAUGGGGCCAAAGGGUGAGCGUGGAGAAAGAGGGCCCUCAGGUUACCCGGGAGACAGGGGCUUCAGGGGUGAGCCGGGAUCACCAGGUCCGAAAGGAGAGCCUGGAGAGAAAGGUUUACCGAGCAAUCUAAAUGGGGACGGAAUACAUCAGAUCAGAGAGGCGCUGAAGAUCUUAGCUGAGAGGGUUUUAAUCCUCGAGACUAUGAUCGGUAUUCAUGAACCUGAUCUAGGCUCUGGGGAUGGACCAUUUGGCACAGUCUCCCCUAGUUUCUACAGAGAUAAGCGAGCAGGUGCGCUUCCAUAUCGACUUGCUUCUCCUCUGUCCUCCGACACCAAGGUUCGAGGGAAGUAG